Molecule: messenger RNA, 2325 nt
Organism: Trichoderma reesei QM6a
Lineage: Eukaryota; Fungi; Ascomycota; Sordariomycetes; Hypocreales; Hypocreaceae
Product: phospholipase
Exons: 8
Coding region: 1-2325 (774 amino acids)
Biological process (GO): phosphatidic acid biosynthetic process; intracellular signal transduction; cell motility
Molecular function (GO): D-type glycerophospholipase activity
Source: RefSeq, a predicted model, not a curated record
AUGGGUCUGCUUGAUAGAGUCGAGGCCAUCUUUGGAGGCGAAGGUGAUGCUGAACGGCACUCUCACUCGCAUUCGGGCUAUCAGUGCGAUGAGCUUCACCCAGAAGAACACGUUGCCAACAGAUACCAGUCAUUUGUAGCCCCUUCUACCGGCAACAUCAAGUGGUUUGUCGAUGGCUGCUCCUACUUCUGGGCCGUGUCUGAGGCUCUCCAACGGGCGGAGGAGAGCAUCUAUAUUCUCGACUGGUGGUUGAGUCCUGAGCUCUACCUUCGGCGUCCACCAUCUCGUAACGAGCAGUAUCGUCUCGAUGUCAUGCUUCAAGCUGCCGCCGAGCGCGGAGUCAAGGUUCACAUCAUAGUGUACAAAGAGGUCGAGGCCGCUCUCACUCUUAACUCUGCGCACACAAAGCAUGCCCUCGAGAAGUUGCACCCCAACAUCAGCGUCUUCCGGCAUCCUGACCACGCGCCGGCUGGAUACGACAUUGCUUCGGAAAUCGGCAACUCGUUCAAGAACUUGACAAACUUUGACCUGGCUACUGUAUCAAAGGACACGCUCAAAGCAAUCUACGGCGCGGCAGAUGAUGUUGUCCUCUACUGGGCUCAUCAUGAAAAGCUUCUUGUCGUCGACCGUAACCUCGUUUUCAUGGGAGGCCUAGAUAUGUGCUUUGGAAGAUGGGAUACCAACUCCCAUCCGAUUGCAGAUGCUCAUCCUGGGAACGUGGACAACACCAUCUUCCCCGGCCAGGAUUACAACAACGCUCGGAUUUUCGACUUUGCCGAUGUUGGCAACUGGGAGCAGAAUCAACUGGAUCGAACCAAGAGCUCGAGAAUGGGCUGGUCAGACGUUGCCUUGUCUAUGAACGGCCCCAUUGUGUCCGACCUUGUCACCCACUUUGUCGAUAGAUGCUUUGCUAAACUUGAGUCCAGCUGCUGCCCAUGGUCAUCCGGCCAUCCCACGGAGCAUUCUAUUGCAAAUGCAUAUGUUGGCGCCAUCACGAAUGCGAAGCAUUUUGUCUACAUUGAGAAUCAGUUCUUCAUCACGGCGACAAGUGACGAGCAGCGCCCCGUUUCCAACAAGAUUGGCGCUGCCAUAGUUGACCGCAUCGUUCGAGCCUACGAGGAGGGCCAGCCGUUCAAGGUGUGGGUGGUGAUGCCCUCUGUCCCAGCUUUCGCUGGAGAUCUGAAGUCCAAGGAAGCCCUCGGGACCCGAGCCAUCAUGGAGUUCCAAUACAACUCCAUCAGCAGAGGCGGACACAGCAUCAUCCAGAAGCUUGUCGCUGCAGGCAUUGAAAACCCGAGGGAGUACAUUGGCUUCUACAACCUUCGGAACUAUGACCGUAUCAACACAUCCGGCACCAUGCAACAGGCGGAAUACCGCUCUGGCGUAUCGUACGAAGACGCGCGAAGAUAUCACGACGAUUACGUCAAUGAGGAGCGCUACGGCGGUGAUGAUGGCGACUCUUACAACUACGACAGAUAUCAACGCCAAGCCCGAUCAGUCCAGGACGACACUCUGGAUACGGUGAGUUCCGCCUACAUGAAGGACGGGCCCAAUAUCGCCGACAUCCCCUGGGACGGCGCACCCGAAGACGAGUUCAACGCCUUUGUGAGCGAGCAGCUCUACAUCCAUUCGAAGCUCCUCAUUGCCGAUGACCGCGUCGUCAUCUGCGGCUCCGCCAACCUGAACGAUCGCUCACAGUUGGGAACCCACGAUUCUGAAAUUGCUGUGGUGAUUGAGGGCCCUCGCAACCUUGAGUCUUACAUGAACGGCGAGCAGUACGCGGCCAGCGAAUUCGCCGCCUCUCUGCGAAGGCAAAUCUUCCGCAAGCACCUCGGCCUGCUGCCCGACCAACGAUGGGACCGACCCGACCAGAACUGGCUGCCGGUGACUGACGCACCCAACGACUACGACUGGGGCUCGUCCGCCGAUCGGCUUGUAGAGGACCCCCUGAGCCCAGACUUUUUGAGUCUCUGGGAGGAUACGGCCAGCACCAACACCGAAGUGUUCAGCCGAGCAUUCCACCCCGUCCCCGACGACCACGUGCGCACCUGGGACGACUACGAGGAGUUCUUCUCAAAGCACUUCAUCAUCCCCAGCGCCAAGGGAGACGACAAGAAAUCCGACGACGGAAACGACGACAACAAGGUCCCGUACGGUCACGCUGUCCGCGAAGAAUUCCCCGGCGGUGUGCAGGAGCUCAAGGAGUGGCUGAGCCGGAUUCGCGGCACCCUCAUCAACAUGCCUCUCCAGUUCCUGAUUGAGGUUGAGGAUAUUGCCAAGGAGGGCUUGACCCUGAACGGACUGACGGAUGAACUGUACACGUAG